AUGAGCCGUAGAAGAGCACACGAAGAAGAUGAUGGCUACGAUCGAGUGUAUAAGAAACGCAGGAGAGUAUCAGAGAAUCAAGAGAUCGAAGAUCGUCUUGAAUCUCUUAUCCUGCGCGUUGGAGAGAAGUCAACAUCAUCUUUGGAGAGCAACCUAGAAGGUCUGGCUUCUGUAUUAGAAGCCGACUUGGGUUUAUUUCGUAGCAAAAUUCUUCGGAUUUUAACGGACUGUGCUAUUAAGAUGCCAGAGAAAUGCACAAUUUACACCACCCUUGUUGGAUUGUUAAACGCGAAAAAUUUCAAUUUUGGUGGAGAAUUUGUUGAUUACAUGGUUAAAAAUUUCAAGGAUUCCUUAAAAGCAUGCAAAUGGGAUGUAGCUAGAUAUUCCCUUAGAUUUCUUGCUGAUUUGGUAAAUUGCCAUGUUUUAUCAUGUGGCUCAUUAAUGCAGUUAUUUGACAAUAUGCUAGAUGCCGCAAAUGAGGAUGGUGUGCCACAAGUGAGACGUGACUGGUACGUUUAUGCUGUUUUAUCGACACUGCCAUGGGUUGGCAGAGAAUUAUAUGAGAAAAAGGAGCAAGAAUUGGAUCAUCUGAUGGUUACAAUAGAGAUAUUUUUGAAUAAACGAAGCAAGAAGCAUCAGCCGGCAUUGAGAGUAUGGUCAAGCGAUACACCUCAUCCACAGGAAGAGUAUUUAGAUUGCCUGUGGGCGCAAGUUCGCAAACUACGACAAGAUAAUUGGGCUGAGAAGCAUAUUCCACGGCCGUAUCUAGCAUUCGAUUCGAUUCUGUGCGAAGCAUUGCAACAUAAUUUGCCACCUUUGAUGCCACCUCCACAUCACGAGUCAUACUCUUAUCCAUUGCCCACUGUUGUCUUUCGUAUGUUUGAUUAUACAGAUUGUCCUGCUGAAGGACCAUUGUUACCAGGAAGUCAUGCUAUUGAGAGAUUUUUGAUAGAGGAGCACUUAAGACAGAUUAUUAAUAAUAAUUAUUUUGAGAGAAAAGAUUGUGCUGCACAAUUACUAAACUUCCCAUUCAAAGCUAAAAUUCCUUUGGAUUAUUGUAUUGUGGAAGUAAUAUUCGGAGAAUUGUUCAGAUUGCCCACUCCAAAAUAUUUAGAAAUCUGUUACGGAUCAAUUUUGAUAGAACUCUGCAAACUACAACCUUCAACUAUGCCACAGGUAUUAGCACAAGCUACGGAGAUUCUUUUUCGUCGUAUAGACAGUAUGGCGGCUACUGCUUUCGACCGUUUUGUAUGGUGGUUUGCAUAUCAUUUAAGUAACUUUCAAUUCCGUUGGUCGUGGGAAGAUUGGGAUUCCUGCUUACAGCGUGAUGCAGAACAUCCAAGACCGAAAUUUAUACGGGAGGUCUUGCUCAAGGCUUUGAGAUUGUCAUAUUAUCAAAGAAUUCGCGAUAUGAUGCCAGACUCGUAUGUAGAUUUGAUUCCAGCAGUUCCUGAUCCCGUGUACAAGUAUUCAUCUGAAGGUGCUAGUUCACUUCCUGGUACAGCUGCAGCACAUGAAUUGGUGGUUUCUAUAAGACGUAAAUGCACGCCGGAAGAAGUAUUAAAUGUAUUGAAUACAUUACCUGGUCCUAGAGAAAAUGAAGAGAGUAAUAAUUACAAUCCGUUAAAAAUUGACGUAUUUGUGCAAACUUUAUUAAAUCUUGGUUCGAAAAGUUUCAGUCACAGUUUUGCAGCUAUAGUAAAGUUUCAUUAUGUUUUCAAGGUACUUGCUGAAACAGAAGAAGCGCAAAUAUGUAUAUUGAGAAAUAUGUAUGCGUUGUGGAAGAAUCAUUACCAAAUGAUGGUGGUAUUAACGGACAAAUUUUUAAAAACUGGUAUUAUUGAAUGUAGCGCUAUUGCCAACUGGAUAUUUUCCAAGGAAAUGGCAUCGGAAUUUACUAAGUUAUAUAUUUGGGAAAUACUGCAUCUGACGAUACGUAAAAUGAACAAGCAUGUGACGAAAUUGAGCACGGAAUUAACGGAGGCAAGGGAGAAGCUAAGGAGAGCGGAAAGUAGAUCAGGCUCGUCUUCGGAUGAGGAGGACAAUAAUAAAGAGAGAAAUAAAGAGAGACCAUCAGAGGAUGUGGUGGAACGAAUGGAAGAAAAGUUGGAAGCCGCGCAAGCAGAUCAGAAAAAUUUAUUCCUUAUCAUAUUUCAGCGUUUUAUAAUGAUCCUAUCAGAACAUUUAGUGCGUUGCGACACAGAUGCAAUUGACUACAACACACAUUGGUAUAAAUGGACCAUAGGAAGAUUGCAACAAGUAUUUUUAUCUCAUCAAGAGCAAGUACAAAAGUAUUCUUCCACGUUGGAAACUUUACUUUUCACUCCAGACUUGGAUCCUCAUAUUUUAGACGUAUUUCAUCAAUUUAUCUCUCUACGGGCAUAAAAUAAGAUAUAUAAAAUAAGAUAUAUAAAUAAUGUAUUUAUAUCAAAGUACAUUUAUAAAAGCUAGUAAGUUAAGAUACAUCAAAGUACAUUUAAGUUAGUACCAUAGUUAAAAUUUUAAACCGCGUUAAAAUAAAGUACAUUUUUUGAAUUUUCA
This is a messenger RNA of Monomorium pharaonis (pharaoh ant), 2541 nucleotides long. It is a transcript of the gene Cbp80, whose product is annotated as nuclear cap-binding protein subunit 1. Lineage: Eukaryota; Metazoa; Arthropoda; Insecta; Hymenoptera; Formicidae. Gene Ontology annotation, cellular component: nuclear cap binding complex; nucleus. The transcript has 11 exons. Gene Ontology annotation, molecular function: mRNA binding; RNA cap binding; protein binding. Gene Ontology annotation, biological process: nuclear-transcribed mRNA catabolic process, nonsense-mediated decay; mRNA export from nucleus. The record is from RefSeq and is a predicted model, not a curated record. Bases 1 to 2385 code for a protein of 794 amino acids.